ACAACAUGAGGAAAUGUAUUAAGGGGUCACGGCAUUAGGAAGGUUGAGAACCGCUGCUCUAGAGGGAAUGUUUAGGGGAAGGAAGAAUUGUAUGUGGGGUAGGGAAGUUGGGGUGGACACAUUACCUCAAUGUAAGCAAGCACACAACAAAUAUUAACUGCUGUUAUUAACAAUUAUUAAUCUGUCCAAGAUUACACAGCUGGUAAAUGGUAGGGACAGGAUUCAAACCAGGCAGUCUGACCUCCAGACUCUAAAUCUUUAAGUCCCUUUAUUCUGACUUUUGUGAAACAUCCGUGAGUAAUACCCUGCCCCAAAGAUAAAGUCCAGACUCUCUAAUGUGACCCACGAUACUCUGUCCCUUCCCUCAUAUACUUUCAACCACUCCUUUCCUCACAGUCCCGUGCUCCCCGACAUGAUCUUUAUGUUCCAGCUACCAAAACCCUCUCUCAAUACCUGCAAGGCAUUUGAGCAGCAGCCCCCAUUGCUCCUAUACCCUCUUCCCACUAUCCUACCCUGACCAGCUUCCUCUCUUCUUUCAAGUCUUACCCUAUGACUUCUUCUGCCAGGAAGCCUGCCUGGGGUUGGUUCCCCCUUUUAGGCGUCUCAUGGCUUCCUCCCUCUGAUUGUUGAGGUCACAUAACUAGGUUGUCAGUUCUCCUUUAGUGUCUGUCUUCCAACCAGACUGUGAACUCUGAGGACUAGAGCCUGUCUGCUUGGCUCACUACUGUACUCUCUGGGCCUGCACCAGGGCGAUGAGGAAGGGGGGAGCUGAGUAUGAGUGAGGGGGUGGGGGUCUGAGUGAACUGGGCUGCCCAGACACAGAAACAGCAGAUCCUGAGCUGUUGGAGGGGUAGAUUUCAAAUCUGGUCUACCCUAACGCCCCUACCCCACAUACAAGUUUCCCUGUCUUUUCCCUACUUUCUGAUUAUAUCAGCAAGUGGGGUUCUGCUCCCUGGGGAUGGGGCAAGGCAGGGUUCCCCUGAGAUUCUACAACUGAGUGGGUGGGAUGGCUUCAGAGCAGGGUGAUUGUCCCAUCAAUUUUCUCUGACUGGGGCUUGGCUGCCACCGACCCCCUAGUCCCACAGGGAACCAGGAUGUAUAACUCUUGGUCCAGACUGCUCCCAAAUGACCAUCAGAAUACCCAUCUGAGUGACCAUUUCAGGGGGUGAAUAGGCAGGAUAGCCCCUGCUGUGGGGGAGGGAAAGAACUGAACCCCUUGAGCUAAGGAAGACGGUCCACCUGAACUUCAGGUGAAGGUUGGCUAGUAAGAGCCAGAGGACUCUCUGGACUCAAGCCAGCCCUGAAACCUGUUCUGGACAUGGGAAUGAACCCAGGUUCCAAAGGUGAUGGGGCCUGCAGCACAGCCAGCUAGGGGCAGCUGGCAAUGUAACUAUAGCCAUCUGCAUGGCUCUAGAUCCUGUGACCCCCAAUGGCCCCAAUACCCUCAAUAGGCCAAGACUGCACUUGUGUGAGGCAGGAAGUCCCACCACUUGCACUUCCCAGUUCAGUGGUCACCUCGCCCUGGGAGUCACCGGGUCCAGCUCUACCCCGCUGCCCUGCAGACCCAGACUGAGGUAAACAAAUGCUAAAAAUAACACGGGCAAGGGGCGGUUGCAAGGGAGAGUGGGUCGCUCCUGAGCCUGCCCCUGUCUCCAUGGCAACUGCCCCAAACCUGGCUGCUGAUGUCAUUCCGCAGCUGUGGAGGAGCUGCCUGGACCCCCACCCACCCCCGGAACCAGAACCAGGGGAGGCAACCAGGUAGCCUCACUUCCUGCUGGCCCCCUCCCUAGUCAGCUGGUCACAUUCCCAAGCCUGGUGGCCUCCAAUGGGCCAGGCUUGGCAGGGGCAUGAGUCCCAGCUGCAGCAAUGGGUUGCCCUGACUCAGCUGCACCCUUUUCGCCUGCUUUUCCACCCAGGGAGGACUCAGGCUGGAGCCCUGCGUGUUCCCCCCACCCCCCACUCAAGUCCAGGCCUCUCUCUCUGGCUGCUGCCCCCACAGGACCCAGGACCCAGAGCAAGGGUUGAAGUGAGAGCUAACUAAGCCAGGCCUCCUAGUCUUACUGGAGUACUUUGUACCUCACUCUCUGAUUCUCAUCUCCCCCACUAUGCCACGGAGGUGGAUAGUGUAAUGCAAGAAUUCAGAUCUGGGUCUAAUUCGCACCUCUCCCCAAACCAGCUGUGUGACCUUGAGACUAUUACUUAACCUCCCUGGGCCUGCACCUGCCAGAUUGUCAUAACCCUCCUAAGAAGGCUGUGCCAGUGCUGAACGCUGCAGGCCUAGCUAGGGCAAGGCGCAGGGCACCGUUAUUGUUAUAGUAGACUGCACACAGUAGGUACUCAGCCAACCAUCCUGGACACACAUUAGGAGCAACAAAGUAGGACUGGCUGGGAAGGGUCAGUCCCAAAGGCUGGAUUCAGGCCUCAGCCAGGAGAGGAAGACACAGGGUGCCGAGGCCGGACUUAGCCCUGGCCAUGCUGACCGCAGUGCUGCUGAGCGGUGCCCUGCUGCUGGCACUGCCUGCCAUGCAGGGGGCCCAGAUGGGCUUGGCCCCCCUGGACGGCAUCGGAAGGCCUGACCAGGCCCUGUUCCCAGAGCUGCCAGGCCUGGGCCUGAGGCCUGGGCUGAAGAAGACAACUGAGGAACAGGCGGAAGAGGCUCUGCUGCAGGAGGCCAAGGACUUGGCAGAGGUGCUAGAUCCUGAAGGACGUGAAUCACGCUCCCCUCGUCGAUGUGUGCGGCUGCAUGAGUCCUGUCUGGGACACCAGGUACCGUGCUGUGACCCAUGCGCCACGUGCUACUGCCGAUUCUUCAACGCCUUCUGCUACUGCCGCAAGCUGGGUACUGCCAUGAACCCCUGCAGCCGCACCUAGUUGGCCGAAGUCAGAGUCAGGGCUGGGAUAGGGGGGCAUGAAUAAAGUUUGGGACCAAUCCCAAGGCUGUGGCAUUAUUUCGAACGUGGACGUCGGACGGGGGAGGUCAGGGCAGGGAUGGGCAUGUCUCCAAGCUUAGAAACCACACACAUAUCCCUACCCCAGGGCCCAUGUUACCCCAUCAUCUGAGUUACACACACGCUCUUAGGGCGCCAGGCACCGUUGGAGGAAGCAGAGAGAGAGAGCUGCGCUCCAGCCCUCGAGUAUCAUGUGCAGUAAAUGCGGGGAAGGGAGAGCGCAGCGCGGGAUAGGGGCUGUAUGUAACUCCUGGCUGGCGAACAAGCAUUAGGCUCCAAGACCUGCCUGCAGCUAACUCGACGUGUGACCCCCAGCGAAGCCCGCCCCUU
Molecule: messenger RNA, 3278 nt
Organism: Hipposideros armiger (great roundleaf bat)
Lineage: Eukaryota; Metazoa; Chordata; Mammalia; Chiroptera; Hipposideridae
Gene: AGRP
Product: agouti related neuropeptide
Exons: 4
Coding region: 2473-2871 (132 amino acids)
Biological process (GO): neuropeptide signaling pathway; adult feeding behavior; positive regulation of feeding behavior
Cellular component (GO): extracellular region
Molecular function (GO): neuropeptide hormone activity; type 1 melanocortin receptor binding
Source: RefSeq, a predicted model, not a curated record